GGGGGCUCCUGGUUAGAACCUCUGUGGCUCUUUGAGUGUUUAAGCUUGCUGACCCCUGGGUUAGAGACCCUGGUUCGAAAUCUCCAGGCUGUUCCAGAAAAUCUGAUGCUAAGCCACGCUCAUCCAGCUGCUUUAUUUUCCUUGAUCCAUCCUUCGGCAGACUGGUGUCUACACGCCGAACCGCAACCUGAGGCUUUCCACUCCGCACUGGGGUCGCCUUCCCUUCUACAGUCUCUGAGAUCCCGUUCUCGAUGUCAUUCAGCGCCACCAUCUUGUUCUCCCCGCCUCAUGCUAAUGAAGCCAAAUGCUGCUGUUGCACUUGCAAGCAGGAGCCGGGGGUUCCCGUCACGGUCCCACCACCCCCGCCCCCAUCGUCCCCUCCUUGCACCCCCAUCACCAUCACGGGCACGGGGCUGGCGGUCCAGUCCUCAGAACAGCUGCUCCACGUCAUCUACCAGCGGGUUGAAAAGGCCGUCAGCUUAGCCGAACUGGCGCUCAGCUUGGCGAAGGCCAACAACGAAGCCCUGAAACGUCUCGAGGAAGACAUGGCGGCUCUACGCCAGGGGCCUGUCAUGGCCCUCAAAGCCAGCCCCCUGCAGCUCCCCGAGGAGCCCGAAAACGAGGAGGAACUGGAGGCCGAAGAGUUUGGGAAUGGCGUCCAGGUGGUCAUCGAAGAAUUGAAGCAGCUGGGUGCCGCGUCGGCUGCAAUGGGGCGGCCUGAACCUUUGGCCUUCUCGCCCGUGCUGGCCCUUGGAGUAGCCGAGGAAUGUCCUGCAGAAGAUGCACCAUUGCCACCAGUCUAUGCUCCUCCUUCCUCUCCUACCCCACAGAUGGCCCAUCAGCCACCUCUCCAACCUCUGGACGAGUCCACCUCCUGUCCAGAGGGAUCCCCCAGCAGCACGACUCACAAGGAGACCCCGAACGGUGAACCCCAUUUCUGCGUAGGCUUCACUGGUCUCCCUUGCAGGAGCAGAAACCUUGGGCAGAAGAACGCCAGGCGCAAAAGGGAUCUGGUCUUAUCUAAAUUGGUCCACAACGUUCACAACCACGUCGCCAACGAAAAACGCUUUGACGGUGCGGAAAGCAUUAAAUCAUCCUGGAAUAUUUCCGUAGUGAAGUUUUUGCUGGAAAAACUCAAACACGAAUUGGUCUCCAAUCACCAUAAUUAUACCGAUAAGGAACUCAAAGGUGCUUGCGUGGCCUACUUCCUGACCAAGCGGCGUGAAUAUCGGAAUUCUCUUAAUCCGUUCAAAGGGCUUAAGGAGAAAGAGGAGAAGAAAUUACGCAGCAGGCGGUAUCGGCUCUUCGCCAACCGUUCGGGGGUGGCCCAGUUGUUGGGCUCGGAGGAGCAGCGUCUGUGGCGAGGGGUCACCGAAGAACUGAUGUCGGACGAGGAAGACAGCGCCCAUGAAGCUGGCGUGUGGGUGGCGCGGCCGCCCCGCUUCCGAGCGACGCCGCUCAGCCAGCUGUGCUACCGUCUGGACGCCAACUCCAAGCACGGCACCAAAGCCAACCGCGUCUAUGGGCCGCCCUCCGAACGCCUCCCCUCUGCCGAAGUUCAGCUUCUGCCCCCGCAGCUCUACAAUCCCCACUUCCAGGAGGAAGACCCCAAAAUGGGAACCCCGGCCCACGUACCCCCCCACAAAGCUUUCAGCACCGAACUCAGCUCCUUUGUGGAGAUCAAAGUAGAAAAGGACCAGUAAGGACCUUCGGCUCCAUUGUACGACGGCCCGCUGAAUAAAACACCAGGAAGGGA
Molecule: messenger RNA, 1756 nt
Organism: Thamnophis elegans (Western terrestrial garter snake)
Lineage: Eukaryota; Metazoa; Chordata; Lepidosauria; Squamata; Natricidae
Gene: CZH14orf93
Product: chromosome Z C14orf93 homolog
Exons: 6
Coding region: 252-1703 (483 amino acids)
Source: RefSeq, a predicted model, not a curated record